This is a messenger RNA of Lepus europaeus (European hare), 756 nucleotides long. Its product is annotated as sperm-egg fusion protein Juno-like. The record is from RefSeq and is a predicted model, not a curated record. Bases 1 to 756 code for a protein of 251 amino acids. Gene Ontology annotation, cellular component: external side of plasma membrane. The transcript has a single exon. Gene Ontology annotation, molecular function: signaling receptor activity. Gene Ontology annotation, biological process: fusion of sperm to egg plasma membrane involved in single fertilization; cell adhesion; sperm-egg recognition. NCBI's taxonomy places the organism in Eukaryota, Metazoa, Chordata, Mammalia, Lagomorpha, Leporidae.
AUGGGUUCUGGAGGGAGCCCAGUGGAGCCGAGCGAGGUCCCAGCUGACCUGUUUGGGACGCGCAGCUGGGUGAGAGAGAGAGAAGUCUCUGGCUUUAAGCGGCUGAGCUUUUGGGGGUGUCUGGGAAUGCAGCAUAAUCCAGCUAACAGUGACGGCUCAGUGGAUGGUCAGGUGAUGAAUUCAGACCAGAGGGUCACUCAGCUGAUGUGCCGGGCGCCCCAAGGAAUACAAGGCACCAGCUUAAGUACAGGACGCGGGAUCUACAACACUGAGUGCUGGUGGGCCUCAGGCACGGGCCUCGCUGCCAGUCUCUGGUCCGGCGGGGAGUUUGUGCAGGCUCCUGCUUUGAAAGUGGGCCCCAGUGGGCCAGAGCAGCGAGCUGUGGGUGUGCCACUGUGCCACGAGGACUGUGAGCAGUGGUGGGAAGACUGUCGCACGUCAUACACUUGCAAGUCCAACUGGCAUGGUGGCUGGGACUGGAGUCUGGGGAGGAACCGCUGCCCUGCAGGGGCCCCCUGCCGCCCAUUCCCCCACUACUUCCCCACCCCAGCUGACCUGUGUGAGAAGAUUUGGAACAACACCUUCAAGGCAAGCCCGGAGCACCAGGGCAGUAGAAGGUGUCUUCAGAAGUGGUUAGAGCCUGCACAGGGCAACCCCAAUGUGGCUGUGGCCCGCCUCUUCGCCAGCCCUGCCCCAGCCUGGAAGCUCCCCUCCACCCUUAUGGGCUUCUCUCUAUUCCUGCCGUUCCUCCCCUAA